UACUAUUUCUUUCAUAAACAAACGUAAAGUGGACUCUUCCAUUCUCUCUUCUUUCCCCUUUUCCUCUUAGAAAAAGUCACAUACUAUACUACCCUAAAAGAAGUUGAGCAACGGGUAAAGUUGUUGUCAUGUGAACAGAAUGUGAUGGAUUCGGGCCGUAGAAAUAGAUUCUUGCAAAAAUACAGGAUAAGACUGCGUAGGAUGAUAGACUCUUGUGGUCCGACCAUUCUCCUUCUCCGGACCCCACGCAUAGUGAUAGCUGGCUGCCCUUUUUUUUAUACUACCCUAUAAACACCUACACAUAAUACCCUCAUUCCCUAUUCAUUUCAUUUCCUACACAUCAAAAACCUCUACAAAAAACCAGUUCUUUUCCUCGAAUAAAUCAAGAAUUUCAAGAAACCAUGAAAGAUAGAGGCAAAGCUGCAGCUGUAGACAACAACUUGUUAGAUUUCAAUUACUCUAUUUCAUCAGAUAUGCCAUGUACCAAACACCCAAAUUCAUCUACUAUUGGAAUCUGCAGUUACUGUUUAAAAGACAGAUUGGUAAAUUUGGUAUGUACUGAAUGUGGUGAGCAAAGACUCUCUUCUUGUUCUUGCUCUGAUGAUAUUUCUUCUUCUUAUGGAAAUUCUUGUUCUGUUGAAGUUGGUAGUGUUGGUAGAAUCUCAUUUUUAUUAGAAAAUGAGAAAAAUACUGAUCAAGAUCAACCAAUUCAGCAGUCAGAACAAGUGAUCUUGCUAAGAAGUAGCAGCAACUGUGUAGAAAUCAAGAAAAGUAAAAAUGGUUUUUGGAAAAUCAAGAGAUUGUUUAAAAAGAAAAGAGAAAAGGGUAAAAAUGGGGUUGAUGAAAAAAGUGAUAUUUGUAUAUCUGAUGCAGUUAUGGGAGUUUCAAGAUCAAGAUCAUUAUGUAGUUUUAGAGGUGAUGAUUUUGGUAGUGAAUAUAGAUUUUCAAGUGCAAAAAUUUCUGAUGUUACAGGUGGUUUGUUAUUUGAUUCUGAUCAUGAGCCAAGAAAGAGUGGAUUUAGAGGUUUUUCAGAUGCUGAAAAUGGUAAUAAUUUCAAGAAUUUUAAUGUUCCAAACAAAGGAAUUAAUAUUUUUCCUGUUAAGGAAAGUGAUUUUAGUACUACAAUGGAUGAUUCAGCAUUUAUAGAUUUGAAGCUUGAUUUAUCAUCAGAACCAAGAUCAGAUUUUUGUGGCAAAAGAGUAAGUAAUAGUUCAGAUUAUGGAUAUGAUUCUGCAGCUUCAAUUGGGAAUUUAAGAGGUGGAUCUUGUAGAAUUAAUGAAUAUGACACAAGGAUGAGAAGAGGUAGUAGUAGUAGUAAUGGCAAAGGGAAGAAAGUGUGGAAAUGGAUUUUUAGAAAAACAAUUUCAGAUGGGAGGAAAAGUACAAGUAAAAGAGAUGAUGAAAUUAAUAGUAAUUUGAUAUUUAAGUCUUAAGAGUUCUUGAAAUAAUAAAGAUUUGUAAUGAACUCUUUUGGUUAUGUUUGUUUGUGUAUAGCACUAGAUUUGAUUUAGAAGGGGAUCUUUUGCGCAAGAGUAAUUGUUGUUUUCGUGUGAUCUUUAGGUUACGCCUCUUGCAAAAUGCAAGAUGAGAUUGCGGUAUAAGAUUUAAUGUGAUUCGAUCGUAUAUCCCAAUCAGCUUGGAGUUUAGUGCAUCGAACUACUUUUAGCACUAGCUCAUGUUUAGAGGGUAAUUUUGAAUAGGAAGCAAGACUUUGUAGUAGUAAGAAAAGUAAAUACAAACUUUACCUAUUUCUCUGCUUUUA
This is a messenger RNA of Nicotiana attenuata, 1762 nucleotides long. RefSeq lists its product as uncharacterized. NCBI's taxonomy places the organism in Eukaryota, Viridiplantae, Streptophyta, Magnoliopsida, Solanales, Solanaceae. The coding region runs from base 402 to 1433 and encodes 343 amino acids. The transcript has a single exon. The record is from RefSeq and is a predicted model, not a curated record.